AUUUUUAUCCCCUUACAGGCUUCCGUAAGAGGACCGAGCUGGCUCCACUGUCGUGUAGUUUCACGUCUGUUAACCGUUGUUUCCCUUUCAUCCAGGUAUAUUAGGUAUCGCAGAGGCUCGUUUCAGUGAGCAACAGAGGCAGUGAUGGGGGACAUUCGUCAGUCAUUGCUGCCCCGCGAUGUGCUGAGCGCUGCCAAGGAGCUGUUGUACCACCUGGACAUCUACAUCUGUAACCUGGUGCAGUCCGGCAGGCAGCCUCCUCAGGUCGACACCAAAACCCUGGAGCUGGUGGAGGAGUUCAUUCUGCAUGCGCCCAAAGACAGAAACGCACCACCCAGGAGGAUGAAUGCUCUCCAGGAGCUCCAGCUGCUAGAGAUCAUGUGCAGCUGCUUCCAGGAACAGAGCCGCGACACUGUCCGUCAGCUCAUGUUCUCGGCCCUCUUCAGUCUCCAAGGCAACCAGGCCGACGAGAGCCGCAUGGCACUGCUCGGCAAACUGGUUUCCAUGGCAAUCGCUGUGGGCAGGGUGCCUAUCUUGGAAUGUGCUGCUACGUGGUUACAGAGGACCCAUCGUGUGUAUUGCGUGCGGCUGGCGCGGGUGCUGGUUGAUGACUACUGCAGCUUAGUGCCAGGAUCUGUGUCCACCCUGUAUAACAUCCAAAGCUCCAGCCCACGUUUCUGCUGCCAGUUCAUCACUGCUGUGGCCACCCUGUAUGACCUCACCUCAGAGGAGCUCACCCCUCCUCUAGAACUUCUGCAGAUGAUUGUGUCGUGGCUCCAAGACGACCCGCGCCUCGUCCUCAUCACCUUCCUGAACACGCCCCUCUCUGGCAGCCAGCCAAUCAGCUCACUUGACCUCACGCCGCUGGGGGGCUUGGUGCGCUGGUGCGUCAAAGCGCCUCUGGCCUACAGGAGAGACAAGAAGCAGUCGCUGACCAAUGGGAGCAGUGAGUGUGAGCCAGAUGUGGGGCCUCUCUUCUCUGCACUCCAUUUAAGUGUCCUACAGGUGUUCAUGCUCCUGCCCAACAUACUGAAUGAGAAGGGGCUUUUCGGCCGCCUGGCGCUGCUCCAGAUGGAACCUCUGGCUGCACUGACCUCUGACCUCUCCCGCCUGUUGGACCAGGCCGACAAACACACACACUCAUCAUCCACCGACACACACGCACUCUCCCAGCUGGCCCUGGACCGUCUGGCACAGGCCCUGCAGGUGGCCAUGGCUAAUGGAGCACUGCUAUGUUCAAGAGAGGACCUGAGAGCCAUCUGUUCGCGCCUCCCACACAACAAUUUGCUGCAGCUGGUGAUGUCGGGCCCUGUGAUGUAUUUUAACAACAUCCACACUCCUCCACUGGCUUUCAGCCCUCAUGCUUCUCACUCUCCCAUCACCACACACCCCACACACCCCACACACCCUACACACCCAACACACCCGACACACACACCUCUGGCUUCCCACCCCUCUUCUCACCCCCAGUACCCCGCUCAGCCUUUUCUGUCGGGGAUGCCUUUCCCCUUCCGACCCAGCCACUAAAAGAAAUGUCCAACUUGUUUGUAGGUCUGUGUGUGUGUAUGUAUGUGUGAGUGUGUGUGUGUGUGUGUGUGUGUGUGUAUGUGUGUGUGGUGGGUGAUGAGGGGAAUUUUAAGUCUCUGUGUGCAUGGAUUAAUUUGUGUGUAUGUGUAUAUGUGCCUGUCGGUGUGUGGACAACUGUAUGAUGUAUGUAUUGCUAUGAUAUUAAGCAGAUUUGCUUCUGGUAAAGUCAGAUACUGUGAGGCUAACUUGUUUGUCUAAUAAAUAUUUUUUUACUCCA
Molecule: messenger RNA, 1804 nt
Organism: Myripristis murdjan (pinecone soldierfish)
Lineage: Eukaryota; Metazoa; Chordata; Actinopteri; Holocentriformes; Holocentridae
Gene: ints15
Product: integrator complex subunit 15
Exons: 8
Coding region: 145-1527 (460 amino acids)
Source: RefSeq, a predicted model, not a curated record